GCAGCGCGCACAUCUUGGCGCCGGAAUGGUCAUGGGCGCCUCCGCAUGCGCACCCACAAGAACACGACGAGCCACCCGCAUGCCGCCACGCCCCCGCUUCGCACGCUCGCGAGAGGCUCGCCGUCUGCCCAGGAUGGCGCCUUGGCACCCACGAAGACGCCGUCGCCGUCGUCUGUGCGGUACGCCGUGCAGCCCGCAGCGCCCUCGGAUGCCCCUCCCGCCCAUCUGUCUGUCGCCCAACAGUGCCGGCGCGCUGCAGCACCCGAUGAUGCGGUGCACAACGCACCGCUCUCGCGCCUGGUGCGUUCCCAGCCGCUGUGAACACGAACUGCGCUGACGGCGUCGCUUUCUCUCAGCGCCCGACACCAGAAAUUCGAGUCGCCGCCGCCGCUAUCCGAAUCCCGGCCUCUCUCAGCAGAACAUAUACAACCAAGACGCCUCCCUACCGAAAGACACUGCGCGCAACACGUGCAACUUCGCCGGGCGCAUGGGAGAGGCGGCGGUGGAGCUACCUCACCGGAAGAUCCCGACUUCGCGUGCCGACGGCUCCCAGAACGCCUGUUGAACACGACGGCACAAUCCCGUGCACCCCGGCGCAUACACCCAGAGAUUUCCAGCGCCAUCGGAGGACAAAAAAUCCGCGUCGUCGCGGGCGAUUUCAUUGCUGACCUCGAAACACCGCGCAUGCCCCCACCUUCUCCUGCGCCCCCGGGAGGUGCGAGCCCAGUGCGCCAGGCGUACCCCAACUCUCCCACACGCAUCCCACGUCACCACGCACGUCCCCGCCAUCGUGCACGGCGGCUCCCCUAACGCCGCGCGCCACGAAAGACGCCGAUCUCACGCCCCGACGUCGCACCCAAACACCUCCAAAGCGCACCCACCGCACCCAUGCACCACCCCGC
This is a messenger RNA of Trametes versicolor FP-101664 SS1, 902 nucleotides long. RefSeq lists its product as uncharacterized. Lineage: Eukaryota; Fungi; Basidiomycota; Agaricomycetes; Polyporales; Polyporaceae. Bases 46 to 321 code for a protein of 91 amino acids. The record is from RefSeq and is a predicted model, not a curated record. The transcript has a single exon.